AUGUACCCUGGACCUACACUCUUCUAUGUGCGAUGGUAUGGUGUCAGCAGGGCGGUGUACCUGCUGACGUCUCUGGCGCUGGUGCUCAGCGUGGGCUUGCUGAGCGUCAACCCUUUCCUGACGGUGUCCGCGCAGGGCGUGGCGCAGCUGCCGGCCUUCAUCGCGGUCCACUGCUGCGCCUCCAGGUUCGGCCGGCGCUGGUCCGCUGCCGCCUAUCCACUGCUGGCCGCAGUCGCAGGGGCUGUCCUCGUGCUGAUGGUGACCACGGGUACUUCCGGCAUCGCCCUGACCGCGGUGGCCUUUGCGAUGCAGUUCUUCACAACUGCGAGUGGUGGCAUAUCACACUUGCAGAGCGCGGAAGUGCACCCCACGUGCCUCCGGCAGAUUACUGCCAGCCUCGAAUGGUCGAUCGCUGCCAUCUUUCUCUCCCUCCUUCCGUACAUAGUAUUCAAGGCUGGAUCUGUAGAUGAACGGCUGCCAUUUGCCAUCCUCUCGGCACUCAAUGUACUGGCAGCUGUUUCCGUGUCGUUCUUGCCAGAAUCAGCUCUGCAAAGGCUUCCGGAGACCCUGAAGGAUGCUGCAGUAUUUGGACGAGGUCGUCGUUACUGGAGCUGGAAGCCUAAGCCACCACCGAUUUCUACAACAGAGCAACAUGUUCUCACAUGA
Schistocerca americana (American grasshopper) is the source of this 666-nucleotide messenger RNA. RefSeq names its product organic cation transporter 1-like. The record is from RefSeq and is a predicted model, not a curated record. The coding region runs from base 1 to 666 and encodes 221 amino acids. Lineage: Eukaryota; Metazoa; Arthropoda; Insecta; Orthoptera; Acrididae. The transcript is spliced from 3 exons.